GGAGUGAUAAGUGGCUCACUUUACUAACAGAGAGACAUGUGAUAAGUGUUGAACAGUCAUGGGGAUGCUGCCCCACUUUGUUAUGGAAGUUUGAGAUGCCAAGCAUGCCGAAGCUACAAGGCUCGAGACCCCUGGGAGAAUAGUACUUUUAUGAUAACACGGGCCUUAUGAUCGGCCAUGGCUGCCUGGGCUGCGGAAACACGGCCUGCUGGAUUGAGAGGAAGAUGAUGUCAGACGCCAGUGAGAUGUUGGCAGCAGCCUUGGAGCAGAUGGAUGGGAUCAUUGCAGGCUCCAAGGCCAUUGAUUACACCAAUGGGCUGUUUGACUGCCAGUCGCCAACUUCUCCCCUCCUGGGUGGCUUCAGGGUGCUUCACCUCCUGGAGGACCUCAGAGCUGCGCUGGAGCUGAUGGACAACGAGGAACGGGACAACCUGCGCUGUCAGAUCCCAGAUUCCACUGCAGAGGGACUUGCUGGGUGGCUGCAUGGAAGAAUGACCAACGUCCACAGCUCUGAGGCAGUCUAUCAAGAGCGUCUUUCACGGCUGGAGAGCGACAAAGAAUGUCUUAUUCUUCAGGUCAGUGUGCUAACAGACCAGGUGGAGGUGCAGGGAGAAAAGAUUCGGGAUUUGGACAAAAGUUUGGAGCUUCAUCGGGAAAAGCUAAAUGCUGCUGAGGAGCUACUUCAACAGGAGCUGUUAAACCGGACAGCGCUGGAGACCCAGAAGCUGGAAUUGAUGACCGAGGUGUCGAGCCUGAAGCUGAAGCUGACUGCUUUGGAGAGAGACCACAGGGGCAAUGAGGGUUUGUACCAGGAAGUGACAGACCUGAGGUUUAGGAUGACGGACAUAGAGAAUGAAAGACUGCAGUGUGAGAAGAAGCUAAAAGGAGCCAAACAUCCAAAGGGGAACUCAAAGCGCUUCACUGGAGAUGGGGUGAAGGAGGAGCUGCAUGAUCUGCAGAGGCAUCUGGAGGAGCAGGACGAGGAACUAAGAAGGUUGAAGGGGGAGGCCCACAACAGAAUUACUGGGGGAGAGAGAGAUACAGAGGUGGUGAAGAUGAAGAGGGUGUUGGAGCUGCUGACAUCGGAGAAUGAUGAGAAGGAGAGGAGGAUUAAAGAGCUCGAGGAGUCGCUGACGAAGUGCAGGAGAGUGCAGGAGUUGGUCAGAGAGAAGCUAAAGGAAGAUGACUACGCCGAUAUCACAGAUGAUCCCUCGCUUUCCGUGUCCAUGGAGGUGGAUCAGGUCACCCUGGAGUUGGAGGGGGAGACGGGAAGGAGCUGCGAUGAGUCCAUACCUUGUAUAGCCGUCCUUUCUGAAAUGAAUGAGCUGGACAGAGAACGACAGCUACAAGCAGCAGAAAGCUCCGUAGAUGAUCCACAAAGCGACGGUUCGGCUGUAACCAGCAGCACUGAGCAGGUUAAAAGAGAAGCAGGAUCCAGUUCUUCUUCCAAGGGAAAAACUAACGUUGGGAGUUUUGGCAGCAAGAGGGUCCGUGCCUCAUUUGGCCGCGGCUUUUUUAAGCUACGUGGAGGCAAACAGACGGCCGGCUCAUCAGACCUUGCCGAGGCAGAACGUAAAGGCACCGAGCACCUCGACCUCGCAGGUGUUCCUCCCCAAAAAUCCCACCGCGCCGCUCCUCUCCCAUCAUCUCCUGAAGCCAAGAAGAAGUCGAGCGGGUUGAGGAAAUUCUUUGGCAGACUAAAGAGGAGCCACUCCACCUCAUUCAACCCGGAUGAUGGAGCUGAGACGGAGUUCAGGAGGGGCGGAGUCAGAGCCACGGCUGGUCCUCGGCUCGGCUGGUCACGAGACUCAAAGCACAAAGCUGUGGACACUCCUUUCUCUCGGUGGAGUAAAGAGGACGUUUUUGCCUGGCUACAGGAGCAGGGCCUCGGCUUGUAUGCAGCUCAGGGACAGAACUGGGUCAAAUCGGGACAAACUUUACUGCAGGCGUCACAACAUGAUUUGGAAAAGGAGCUGGGAAUGAAGCUGCCUCUCCACAGGAAGAAGCUGCAGCUCGCCCUGCAGGCGCUCUCCUCAGAGGGAGAUGACCUUCAGGGCAAACUGGACCACAACUGGGUCACCAGGUGGCUGGAUGACAUCGGCCUCCCGCAGUACAAGAGUAACUUCGAUGAGGCUCGAGUUGAUGGACGCAUGUUGCACUACAUGACAGUGGAAGAUCUGCUGUCUCUGAAGGUGGGGAGCGUCCUUCAUCACCUCAGCAUCAAGAGGGCCAUCCAGGUCCUGCGUCUGAACUCCUAUGACGCAAACUGUCUGAGACGUCGCCCCUCUGAUGAGAACAACAUCACACCGGCUGAGAUCUCCCAGUGGACCAACCACAGAGUGAUGGAGUGGCUCCGCUCCGUCGAUCUGGCCGAGUACGCUCCCAACCUUAGGGGGAGCGGAGUUCAUGGAGGACUAAUGGUGUUGGAGCCCCGAUUCAAUGUGGAAGCGCUCGCCCUCCUGCUCAACAUUCCUCCCAGCAAGACCCUGUUGAGACGCCACCUGGCUACACACUUCCACCUGCUAGUCGGCUCUGAAGCUCAAAGGCUCAAACAGGAGUGUCUGGAAAACCCGGAUUACACGGUCCUCACAGCUACAGCUAAAGUUAAGCCAAGACGUUCAUCUUUUGGUGGUUUCGGCUCCCUGAGGAGGAGACGUCAGGACGACGGGGAGGACUACGUCUGUCCAAUGAAUGUGGAGAUGCCAAAGAGCAGCAGCUUCCAGAGGAACGUCUACGUCUAUGAGGAAACCUUCGACCCCAUGGAGCAGAUGGAAGAUUCCGAGGGAACCGUCAGGCAGAUUGGAGCGUUCUCAGAAGGAAUCAACAAUCUGACGAGCAUGCUAAAGGAAGAUGAGCUCUUCCAGGUGAUCUCAGUUUGCCCCACAGAGGAUAAAACAGAAGUGUAAAACUCCUCCACCUGAGUAUCAGCCUGCAGGUUAUAUCUGACCAAAGUAUUUAGUCUCUAUUCUGUAUUUAUUGAGGUUACUCAUAGCAUGCAUGAAUUAAAAUAUCCAGUUUUUGUGAUUUACAAAACUGACUCACGUUAGAUGAAGGAGCUCUCUUGGCGUCUUUAACCUGUUUGGUAAUGAACAGGGUUGUUGCACCAUCUUAAGCAGACCUGACAGUUUAAAGGCAACAAGAGAGAUCUUCAUACAGACUAACAGCUAUCAAGAAAGCCUUGUAACCAAAGAUGUUUUUAGAAGCAGAAUCUUUGUUGUGCGUUUGAAUUGUUUUCGUAAUAAAAGUUUAAAUCCAA
Molecule: messenger RNA, 3256 nt
Organism: Cyprinodon tularosa
Lineage: Eukaryota; Metazoa; Chordata; Actinopteri; Cyprinodontiformes; Cyprinodontidae
Product: liprin-beta-1-like
Exons: 26
Coding region: 168-2906 (912 amino acids)
Biological process (GO): neuromuscular junction development
Cellular component (GO): presynaptic active zone
Molecular function (GO): protein binding
Source: RefSeq, a predicted model, not a curated record